GAUGAUAUCAGCGAUGCACAGUAAGUCGCGUCCGCGGGCAAGCUUGCUGGUGGUGCAUUUGGCUCGCUCGCUGCGCUUCAGGGGAACAGUCCGCGCGUAGAGAAUACAGAUCACCUCGAUCUAUCCAAUAAAUACGAUGCAUCGCGCAUAGGCCCCUUGGGGAGGUUGCACAAUGGGGGGCUAACCGGUCCCGCGCUUCGCAUCCCUUCAGCCGAUCUUGGCGCUUGCAAAAAAGUAAAGGUGCUGGGCGAGCUGGCUAUUCUUUCACAUAAGAGUAAACGCGUUUCGUUCACCCACCCCACAAAGUGCAUCUGCUUUGACCAGCGUUUUCUCACAGCAAACGCUCUCAAAAUUUAAUGGCGCGCAGCUGGGUUGCGUGUCAGGGCGCAAACAGUCUGUUACACUUGGUUCCAGCCUUGAAGGCGGGCUGGGGCGCACGCCAGACCCCAAAAACACGCCAGGAGGCACACUUUGGAACAGCAUGUGUAGAUGAGUGGCUAACAGUUCUACUCCGCUUGGUUGCGUUAGGGCGCCUCGGCGCCCUGACCCUCCUUGUCGGUAGUAGUUCCUGGCCGGCCUUCGUGGCCGCGCCAAUCCCCUGUGGCGCCUCCAUGGCGUCCCUGGCGUUGCUUAGGUCAGCUGUAGUGCGUCAGUACUGCUCUGGCUGCGGCGCGACACUCAGUCGGCGACAUCAUCGUCGCCGUCCUGCCGAGCGGUCCCCGCUCUGGCAAUCUUUGCCGACCAUCAUGAUCUCACACCGUGGAGCCUUCGCGACCUGGCGUGGGUGGCGCGCCUGCUCGCCGAUCGACCUCGUCCUCAUGGCUUCGCGAUGCUUCUGGCGGGGCGCUCGCUGCUGCCGGGCUCGCAGUGGCGUGUCGCUGAGCGGCUCUUUCGGUAACGGAGGGCCGAUUGGAGCUGCUGGCGACUCUUGCUGUGGGCUGCUGCCGCGGCCUGACGUGGCGCCGGGCUCGCCGCGCGUGAACCGGGGCACGCUGCGGCGGGAGCCAGGACCGGCGUCUUCCGGGCGGCGGCGGCUGGAGCUGUGGGCGCAUCUACACAGUGGAGAGACCUGCUUGGCGAAUGCAGUCUGGCGAAGGCAGUCCAGCGAAGGCUGGCUGGCGCAGGCCGACUAAGCGAAGGCUGGCUGGCGCUGUCUGCUGUGCUAGGGUGUUGCGAGGCUGUGUGGACUUGGUUGGGCGGUGGGCGUGCCUGCACCGCCUGUGCUAGGUUGCGGGCGCUGUGGCUUGUGUUGUCUGGUGGGUCGGACCGGCUGAUCCUCGUGGUUCAGCGAACUUGCACGGCCCUGGGCCGUCUACAGGAUGCAGCUUCGGGCUGCACCCAACAGUGUGAGGGCCCUGCCCUGUUGGUGCUGGUGUUUUGGGGUAGGAGUUGCACUUUGCAAAGUGGCAGUCAGUCUGACGCCGACCCGCGGCUUAGGUGAGCAGCGCUAGCGUUUGCGGUGAGCCUUGCUCGGGGUUCCUCCCCUCCUUUAGUGAGGCGAGGAGCAUGGGGGUCAUUCGAGGUUCCCUCGAGUGUGCGUACGUGUCUCGUGCGUUUAUGGAGCCCUGGCUUGCCCGUGGCUGUCAUCCCACAUGUAACCUCUAUUCGCUAAUGACUGUUGCCCGCCCGUGGGCUUUGUACGCGGGUGGUCUUGCGCCACGAUGCCGGAGUUGGGUGCCGGAGGACCAUCAAGGUCGCAAGAUCGAAACCCAUCAGGAACGGUUCGGCUCCGUUACCUGUGUAGGCACUGAACAUACUUGUGCCGAACUUCCCCGAACGAGCGCCAUCUCGGCCUUCCUAGGUCGCUGCUCUACGGGAGAUGCCACAAUCCUAGCCCAAGCGCUGGCACUUUGGCUGCAUUACCACCUCCAUAGUGGAUGCGCAGCGUAUGCUCCGCGUGUGAUGCAACCCGCGCAGUGGGGAUUCCGGCCUGCCAUUACGUGCGGUAAGGAAAACUCUGACGAUUUAGAGCUGCGCGAAUGGAGCGUUGCAACCAGCCCAUCGACCCGCUGCGACCAAGGCUCAUUCUAGCCCAUCGUGCGCUGGGCGAAUGGCAUACUCAGUGAUGUAUCCUGCAUCAAAAGCUUGGCCUCCGUGCGCCCUGCCCUGACACGGCGGACCUGGCGUGAGCAUGGUACCAAAACAAGGGCCCGCCGCAUGUGGUGCCUCAACGUUUCCUGCGUGCGCUGCGCCUGACCAGUCCGAUCCAAUGAAUGGUGUAUAAGCGUGAUCCAGGAUAACAGCCGUCGGAAUGCAAGCACAGUCUUAGCUAAGUGCUGCGGCCCAGGGGGGCGCCGGUGUGUGCGGGCGUGCCACGCGCGCGUGCUGCUGAUACGGGCGUGCCACGCGCGCGUGCUGCUGAUAUGCAUACCACCAGCCCAUGGGCGAGGGCACGCAAGCCUGUACAACCCGUGCGGCGCUUGUUAGAUGGCCGGAUCGGGUCGGCUACGGAGAUGCAUUAACGAGGCUAGAGCCUCUGAUUGACGUUGCCGAGGGCGGCAAGCUUCAUGGCCAGCUUGUGUUUCGGUCAACAUGCUCCGCAAUUCGCGGCCCCUUUCGCGAGGUGGGUAUCCUGUCUAUAUAACAGAGUGGAGCGAAACAGGCGUGGGGCACUCUCGGGGCGCCUGGCGUGGACGCCCAUGCAGGCUUUAGGAUUGAUCCAACAUCCAAUCCUACAUUU
Molecule: messenger RNA, 2680 nt
Organism: Chlamydomonas reinhardtii
Lineage: Eukaryota; Viridiplantae; Chlorophyta; Chlorophyceae; Chlamydomonadales; Chlamydomonadaceae
Exons: 2
Coding region: 747-1133 (128 amino acids)
Source: RefSeq, a predicted model, not a curated record